AUGCCGAAAUCAAAAUCAAAAACAGACAAACACCACCGUCUGAACGCGCUUGGUCGCUCUAUGACCGAUUUGCACCACCAGUUUAGUUCACACAGACGGAAAGAACACAUUAAACGGGCUGAACGACGAUACAAGACACACCCUAGGCACCAGAAGAACAACCAUCCUAUUCCGAAACCCAAGGGCCGCGCAGGGCGAAAAGAUGGCUACAAGUUAAUCGAGGCUAUGGGUCUGGUGGACAGGAAGGAACACUACAAUGCGCUCGUCGAUAGGGUACAUAUGCUUGCCGACAGGUAUCUGAAAGACAAUGUGACGAUCUUGGGUCAAGACAAACUUCUGGUCCAGAAUAUCAUGCGAAAGCACCGCUUGGCAGACUUGGUUGAUACUGGUGACAGCUCAGAUUCUGAUUCCAAUGCGACAGAUUUGGACUUGGACUCCACGGAUUCAGACUCGGACUCCAUGCAUUCAGAAUUGGACUCCCGCCAACGACAUCAUGAUACUGCAUCAGAGGAUGAGGAGACCGAUUUUCAAGGAUUCGGUAAUAGUAACUGUCACCAGACAAAGAAGGCACGUCUCACCCAGAUCGGCAAAAGGUUGCCCCGGAAGCCACCUACAUCUAAGCUGGCAGCCUUGACGUCCUCACAGAAGGCUCCGUCGAAGAAAUCUUCUAACAUGCGCAUGGUACGGAAGUCCAAAGCUCCACAAUCACGACUGAAACCCAAGGAAACUGAAUCCGUGAAACAGUUCGGCAAGAGAAAGGACAAAGAUGAGGAUUAUUCAGAUUCUGACGUACCGACUAUAAAAUUCAGAAGGCUCAAGAGAUACGACAGCGCUCGUGAUAAAACAGGGAGCAAACAAGUCAGUGUUCCUGAGCCAGAUGAGCCUGCCCAAGAUUUGGGGCUGGAGGCACUCGACAACACCAACACAUCUGAUCGGAUCUCUGGAGCUUCCUCUAUCUUUGACUCUCCUGCUCGUGAUGCACAUCCUUCUGUCUUUGAUCAGGAUUCUGAUGACGACGAACUCGAACCACUGGAUGACUGCGAUGACAACAGCAAAUUUGUCUCUGCUCACGAUAUUCCUACGAUCUGCCCGAAGCACCAUUGCAAUGACGAAAUACCUCGCAGCCCAUCUUCGAAGCUGUACGAUGCCUUGGAAAACUAUGUCAAGCUGACUCGCACGCAGGGACAUUCGACUGUCCGGUCUCUAACGCUCUCGUUCAGCAUUUGCGCGAUGAUCAAGGAUGGAGUGCAACGAGAAAUCCACCUGAACGACGCGGUUGAACGAGGAUGGCCUGUACUCGAAGUGGAUUUUACUCAAAUUCCUGCCCGUGUGUACGAGCUGAAGGAGAGACUCGACAUAAUCAUUUUUGCCUCACCUUCUUCGAUUCAUGACCUCAAGGCGUCUCCUUUUAGCGACUUCCUCGAGGAUAUGGCUGCAGAUAAUUUCACUCUUCAACGUCUUGCGGAUGUUCCCAUCUUCAACAAAGAGAGCAGGAUCCUUGCGAACGCGAUGCCAGGAUACUACGGACCUAAAGGCAAAGCCAUCAUCAAGGCAUCACUACUCCGCAUGUACCCUCCAGAAUUCACGCCCAGCAAUCUCUUCAACCCAUUGAGGACCGAAAAGUUCCUCGAGUACUUUGGCGUUCGUCUUGUCGGAGCUGAGUUAAUCUCGAGAGACCUUGGUGUGGAUAUGAGCGAGGCCUGUGGUAUCGCUUCGCAAAGUCUUCCUCAUGGAGCUUACCUUUUUCCGGAUGACGACGAUGACAUUGAACUGGACGAGAUCCUGCACAGUAUCAUGCUUGGUGUAUGGGACGAUCGGCGGGAAAGGGCAAAGCUUAAUGAGGCUAAGGAGAAGCAGCGUCCAACAAAUGGUGUAGCGCAGCCAAGUUGGAUGUUAAAAAUGUUCAGAGAUACUCCAAGUCCGACGCAGAACGAAGAUGUCACUGAUCCUGUCGUGCGGAGGAAGCCAAAGAAGGUAGUGCAGACUGUAGCGCCAACGAAGACCCACCAGACACGCUUGCGGACUUCUACAACUCACGGCCAUGCAUGA
Messenger RNA from Suillus clintonianus, 2049 nucleotides. RefSeq lists its product as uncharacterized. The record is from RefSeq and is a predicted model, not a curated record. The transcript has 14 exons. Lineage: Eukaryota; Fungi; Basidiomycota; Agaricomycetes; Boletales; Suillaceae. The coding region runs from base 1 to 2049 and encodes 682 amino acids.